Molecule: messenger RNA, 732 nt
Organism: Effrenium voratum
Lineage: Eukaryota; Dinophyceae; Suessiales; Symbiodiniaceae
Source: the annotation of a GenBank genome assembly
AUGCCGCUGUGGAAUGUGGAGAAGAAGUACAAGGCCGACGACCUCGAGCGGAUCUGCGCCAGCGUCGGCGGCGCGGUGCACCAUGAGCGGCCUUUACUAGAGGUAGGCGAUUUGCCCGAGCUCAUGGACUUCUGGACAGUUCGGGAGUACGUCUUCUUAGCUCGGCUGUUGCGCGCCGCGAAGGACUCGUCUGCUGUGGAAGUAGAGAGGUUGGACGAAGUGUUCGCGCUGUUGGACGAGCUUGAGCAGACGGAAGCAAUCGGAGUUGCUCGAGAGUGGUCUUCUGGAUCUAUGGCUGAGCAGGACAGUCGCAAGUUCCAAAGCAGCGUGCUCGGUCGAGCAUUUUCUGUUUUUAUUCGUGACAAUGGCUCAGAGCAACAGAAGCUCAUCGAGCAGGCCUGCACCAAGCCAGACGCUAAAAAGCUGGAGGAGCUGCUGACUGGCGACUGUAGGUCCGUCAAUUCAUUGAUGACGAGGACGGAUGGUGGCUUUUCGUCGCAUCCAAAGUGUGCUUGCUGGCCCUUGCGCAUGUACAUCUACGCGCGGCAGAGCGUGGAAGAAGACCACGACAUAGUGGCAAGCCUCCGGCAGACAUUGGAGAUUGUCGACGAGUUUGAACGGGAGAUGGUUGAGAGCAUCGCAGACACUGCAGAGAUGCUUACUCCCGCACAGCGAGCCAAUCUUUGCGUUCUGCUAGGCGUGCCAAACUUUCAAAUUUGUGAUCCGGCUUAG